AGAGAGAGAAGGAACUAGAGAGAGAGAUCAGUCAAAGGAAGGAGUUAGAGAAACAUCUGGAAAGUUUCAGACAUGAGAAGAGGGAGCUGGAAGAGAAACACAAGGAGACAGAGAAAAAGAGGAAUGAAUUUGAAGAAGAGUUACGGGCAUCUAGAGUACAAUUAAUAGAGAGAGACCAACGACUGGAAAGACUAGAGAGUGAAGGUAAAGAGAGAGACAAGAGACUGGAAGAGAAGGACAAAACACUAGGAGAGAGAGAUGGACUUCUGAAGGAGAGACAUAAAGUGUGUGAUGAGAAAGACAAGCAGCUGAAGGAGAAAGAUGAUGAACUAAAGAGGAGGCAGGAGGAACUGGGAGAGAAAAACAAACAACUAGAAGAGAGAGACCAACGACUGGAGAGACUAGAGAGUGAAGGUAAAGAGUUAGAGAAGAGUCUGGAAGAGAAGGACAAACAACUAAGAGAGAGAGGUGAACUUCUAGAGGACAGGAACCAGAAGCUGGAGGAAAAGGACCGACACCUGGAGGAGGUGAACAAGACACUGAGGGAGAAGGAGGGAGAAUUAGAAGAGAGAGACCAACGACUGGAGAGACUAGAGAGUGAAGGUAAAGAGACACAGAAGAGACUGGAAGAGAAGGACAUUCAACUGGCAGAGAGAGGUGAACUGCUGAAGGAGAGAGACAGACAUGUUGAAGAUGUCAAAAAUGAAAACAUUAAACUUGCACAGCAGAUAUGUGACCUAAACACUGAGGUAGAGAGACAGAGAAAUGAGUUAUCGGUUAAAACCACUGAGAGAGGAGAUAUCUCAGAAGCAGAACCCAAACUACCAAUCAGGAGGAGAUGCAGCAGGGAGCCUCCUCUAAACAUGGGAGGAGAGACCCCAGAUACAGACCCACCACUACCACAGGAUGAAGGUUCUACUGUGGUCCCUGGAGUCAGGAGGAGACACAGCAUAUUGGAGCCUCCAGAGAUGAGACUGGUGCUGCUGGGGAGGACUGGGGCUGGGAGGAGGGCAGCAGGAAACACCAUCCUGGGCAGAGAGGAGUUUGGGGCCCAGGACAGCCCCUCUGCAGUCACCCAGAGGAGCAGGAGGAGAGAGGGGGACAUGUGUGGGAGACGGCUGGUGCUGGUGGACACUCCAGACUGGUUCUGCCCUGGACUCUCUCUGGAGGAGAUGAGACAGGAUGUGGGGCUGUGUGUCCGUCUGUCCGCCCCGGGACCCCACGCCUUCCUCCUGGUCGUACCAGUGGAGCCCUCUGAGGGGGAGGAGAGAGGAGCCAUGGAGAGAAUGGAGGACAUGUUUGGAGAGGGUUGUUGGGGACACACUGUCAUUCUGUUCACCCAUGAUGACAGUCUGAGAGAGCAGAGCAUGGAGGAGUUUCUCCAAACAGGAAGUCAGGACCUCCAGCAGCUUGUAGAGAAAUGUGGGAACAGGUACCACGUCCUCAACAUUAAGGACAGGGCCCAUGGCACUCAGGUCCCAGAGCUGCUGCACCAGGUAGAGGAGAUGGUGGCAGGAAACAGAGAGAGCUUCUACAGCAGUCAGACCUACCAAGAGGCAGAGGCCCAGGUCAGAGAGAUGGAGGGAAAGAUUCAGAGGGAGAGAGAGGAGAAGAUACAGAGGGAGGAGACAGAGAGGAAAGAGAAGUUUGAGACAGAGCUGCAGAACUCUCUGAAGAAGAUAGAGGGAGUUAUCCAGGAGCACGAGGGAGACAUCAGAACACUCAGCCAUCGAACAUCUGAACUGGAAAGACAGGUGAAGGAAGAGAGGGAUGAGGAGAAGAAGAGAGAGCUGGAGAGGGAGCUGAAGAGAGAGACUGACCGGAGAGAGGAGAUGGAGAGAAAGCUGGAGAGAUUUAGAGAGAAGAGAGAGAAUGAGAGGAGGGAGAGGGAGGAGAGACACAGGCAGGAGAUGGAGGAGUUCAGGGAGAACUAUGAAGGAGAGGCCAGAGUUGAAGCAGAGAGAAACCUGAUGAAGGUGGUCCUACCUGAGCUACAGAGGAGCAUCAUGAUCUCACACACUAAGAUGCAGAGAGACUUCAGCAGACAGAUUCAGGAGAAGGAUAGAGAGAUGGAGAGACUUAAGUACAAAUUAAUAGAUCUCAGUACUAAGUUUUUAGAUGAAGUCCAUGAAGUCAGUGCAUGGAACAAGUCUCACCUAGGACCAGAUGAGGAGGGGGUGGAGGAAGAGGAGGAGGAAGAGGAAGGGCUUACUGACACAACUCCUCUCCUUAGAGGAGAGACUGAGCAGCUGACAUAGCCAGAGAACUGAGAUUGUUUCAUACUGUGAUGAUGUCUGUACAUAUACUUUUACGCUGUGUAUCUGCUGUUAAACGUGUUAAGAUCCUGGACAAAUGGUCAUUCGGGAAUUC
Messenger RNA from Osmerus eperlanus (European smelt), 2370 nucleotides. RefSeq names its product GTPase IMAP family member 9-like. The record is from RefSeq and is a predicted model, not a curated record. The coding region runs from base 864 to 2258 and encodes 464 amino acids. NCBI's taxonomy places the organism in Eukaryota, Metazoa, Chordata, Actinopteri, Osmeriformes, Osmeridae. The transcript is spliced from 5 exons. Gene Ontology annotation, molecular function: GTP binding.